UCUUCGUCCUGCGUCCGCUUCACUUUUCUCUGCGGGCGAGAGUCCUCGAGAAGGAGAGGAAUUUGGAAGGGUUAUGAGUCGAAGCGAGCGAUGCCGAAAUCGCCCAAGGUCUUCCGCACUGGCCCGCUGCCGUCCCCUCUGCUCUCCCGCUUCCGGCGCAUCUCCUCCUCCUCCUCCUCCUCCGCUUUCUCCCUCUUUUGCCUGAUCUUUGGCCUUGCCGGAUUCCUCUUCGGUGCCAUCUCCAUAUCCAGGCCCGCCCGCAGCUGCCCCGGUCUCGAGCCCAGGUCGGUCUCCGUCGUGUGGGACCGCGGCGGCGGGACCGGUAGCGGGACGCCGGAGCGGCACAAGGUGAUGGCUUUCGUCGGGAUCCAGACAGGGUUCGGAUCCGUCGGCCGGCGCAGAUCUAUCAGGCAGACGUGGUUGCCCUCCGAUCGCCCAGGUCUCCUUCGCUUGGAAGAAGCGACCGGUUUGGCUUUUAGAUUUAUUAUCGGGAAGACCAAAGAUAAAUCGAAAAUGGCGGCGCUUCAACGAGAGGUGGAUGAAUACGACGAUUUCAUGCUUUUAGAUAUCGAGGAAGAGUACAGCAAUCUUCCACAUAAAACGUUAGUUUUCUUCAAAGCAGCCUUUGCAUUAUAUGAUUCCGAUUUCUACGUUAAAGCUGAUGACGACAUUUAUCUAAGGCCAGAUCGUCUCUCACUGCUUCUGGCAAAAGAUCGACCAAACCCUCAAACUUAUCUUGGAUGCAUGAAGAAGGGGCCUGUAUUUACCGACCCAAACCUCAAAUGGUAUGAACCACUAGCAUACUUGCUCGGGAAGGAAUAUUUUCUGCAUGCUUAUGGUCCUAUAUAUGCACUUUCAGCAGAUGUAGUUUCAAGCUUGGUUGCACUGAGAAACAACAGUUUCCGAAUGUUCAGCAAUGAGGAUGUCACUAUAGGAUCCUGGAUGCUUGCAAUGAAUGUCAACCAUGAGAACAUCCAUGCUCUCUGCGAACCUGACUGCACUUCAUCAUCAAUUGCCGUUUGGGACAUUCCAAAGUGCUCAGGUCUCUGUAACCCAGAAGUGAAGAUGUUAGAGCUCCAUAAAAGGGAGAUAUGUUCUGGCGGUUCGACAUCCUCAGAUAGAUGACAAGUAAUGCUCAUCUAUUUGAGAGUACGAUGGAGCACCUCCAUCUCAAAUUGGUGCUGCACGAAAAAACCAGUAUCGUCAACCUUGCAAGGAGAUCAACGACACCAACGACGCCUUUUGUUGUUUUGUACAAUUUGAUUUGAGAUACACCUCCAUCAUCAGUCAUUGUCUGUUGACCUCCCAAUUAGUCUCCAUUAUGAGUUCGAGUUCUAAGAGAAUAGGCAGAUGUGACUAAUUGCAGCCA
Musa acuminata AAA Group (dessert banana) is the source of this 1369-nucleotide messenger RNA. RefSeq names its product probable beta-1,3-galactosyltransferase 14. Gene Ontology annotation, cellular component: Golgi membrane. The record is from RefSeq and is a predicted model, not a curated record. The coding region runs from base 91 to 1125 and encodes 344 amino acids. Lineage: Eukaryota; Viridiplantae; Streptophyta; Magnoliopsida; Zingiberales; Musaceae. The transcript is spliced from 7 exons. Gene Ontology annotation, molecular function: galactosyltransferase activity.